UCCUCCCCAACUUUUCUCCCUGUUUUCCACCGUCUCCGUGUAUUUCUCAUAGUACGUCCAACAUACUCUUGCCGCAAUGUAAGCAUGAGGCAACGACUGCUGACCCGUCAUAUUGAUCGACCUGGAUCCGCACUUCGCCUCUAUCCGAUUGCGCGUUUCGGGUGGCGCUUCACAGACUGCGCCGCGACGCCUCGCGACGCUUAAACACGCUAGCAUAGUCGCAACCACUGCACUUGUUUUUACACCGCAUCGUCCUUCUUUACAUGGAAUCGUCCUCCGCCAUGCUGGUGUUGCAGUGAUCACAUAAAUCAACGAGAGUACGCAUAUUUAUCGACGAUAGUGACGGGUGGAUCUGGUCGAAGGGAACCAGACCUUGGAAAUUAGUGUUCCUCUAAUCUUCGUCAAGUUUCCGGUUUCAUUGAACGAUUGAGUAUUCCGGAUUUUCUUCUCACGAAUUGUGAUUUUUUGCCCUGCUCGAAUCCAUCGCGGUGACACAAGGCGUUGCUCGAAUGUGCCUGACAGGAAGAUGAAACCGCGACAUUGUGACGGAACACACGAUCCAAACUGGGACGAUCGUCCGUUCUCAUAGCAGUCCGUCAAUAUCACAAAUUCGAAAUCACAAUUCUCAGAAUUUCUGAGAAUUCUUCUCUUCUCUCUUAACCCCUUCGAAAAUUUAUCUUUUACACGAUUACAAAGGACCAAAAAAAAUCUACGAUCGACGUAUUAUAACGAAGUCGAUCGCCUGACAGGCGAAUGCAACUCCUUGAAUUGUAUCAAAAGCGAAUUCUACCGUAGGGGUAAGAUCGUGACACGGCAUGAGGUUGUACAGGAAAUAAGUGGGAGACUAAGUCACAUUGGAAACAUGUUGCCGAAUUACUUGAUAGGGGCGGCAAUUGUACUUGCGGUUGCCACCGUCUGUCGCGCGGAGUGCCAGACUCGUUCUAUUUAUUGCUACGAAUGCGACUCGUGGACGGAUUUGAGAUGCAAGGAUCCUUUCAAUUACACCGCACUUCCGAGGGAUCAACCGCCUCUUAUGACUUGCAAUGGAUGUUGCGUAAAAAUGGUUCGCAACGCAAAGUCACCGUAUGAGAGCGUGAGGCGGACCUGCACUUCGCAGCUACAGAUAAACUUAUUCAUGGUGGAUCACGUGUGCAUGAUGGAAAGUACCGGCACUGGUCACAUGUGCUUCUGUGAGGAGGAUAUGUGCAAUCGUGUCUCCUCGAUCUCGUGUUCGAAUCCCGCACUCCUGCUGAUCCUGUCGACCAUCCUUGUACUACGCUCGGUCAUCUUAGGGGCCCCAGCUUGCUUUGUAGAACGUUGCAAUGGUCACGUCGUAUAACACUAAUUUAACUCGAUUCACCCGCCAGUGAUUCCGAUCAUAUCCUCCGUAGAAUUUUAGUUUUAGCAGGCGACUAAAAACUCUGUUCGGGACGAGCGAUAGAUGUCCCUUUUCACAUUCCUCGUCGUCCAAACGAAAAUUCGUGUUUUUUUUUUCGUAGAAAGGAAGAGGAUCUUGUCGUAUCGUGAUAUUUGAACGAUUCGACGUGACUUGAGGAUCCUCUUCUUUUUUUUCUUCUUUUUCCUUUUCUUUUCGAAGAUUAUUUGCACCGUGCAUCGCUCGUCCCGAUUCCUUCUUCGGUGUAAACAGUAGCGAAAAAUCUUGACCGUGUAGAUAAAUCAUUCGUCGUUGUUCUCUCUGUCAUUGUCACGAUUUUACGCCUCCUCUUUUUUUUUUUUUUGGCUCCUUUUUAACGAGUAGAAAAAGUAUUCGGUGAACGAGUAUACGAAAUCUAUCAUAGUGUUUUUUAGUAUCGUCAAAAGAUUGAAAUUAUCGACACGUAACGAUGUAAAUUAUCAUUGAAUGAUUCUUUUUAAAUUCAUUCACGGUAGAAUGAAACAAAGAUAGAGAUGAAAUUCUAACUGCCAAGAAGAAAAUCGUGCAUUAUAGAGCCGCGUAAAAAAAAAAAAAAAAAGAAAAAAAUUCUGACGCGUUUCUUUAAAUCGUGAUGCAUUUUCCCCGCGACGAUUUAUUGAUUAUGAAUUAUUUUUCGACGAAGGUUUGCUGCAUGUCCAUUUAAGUAUAAUUAUUUACGUUUACCUUCACUAUUCGUUGAUUGUUUUUAUCCCUUCAAGUGAAUCUGAUGCAUCUUAGAUUAGAAUUGAAAACUCUUCCCUUCUUCACUCCCUCAACUUCAUUUAUUCUUAAAAGUUUCGUUUCCUAUGUUAGAUCACAACAAACAUCUUGACGAUCGAAUCGAGCUGCUCCUGAUAUGUGCGAUAAAAAUAGUUAUAGUUCGUCGUGAUAUUUUUGGAAUGUUUUUCAUUUCAAAGUUCUCUCGCUGGCUUGCCGUUCUGUUCAAUGUAUCUGUUUCCAUGUAUCCGCAGAUUCGUCACUUUCGAUUUCGAGCGAGUGUGAAGAAAAAAAAAAGAUACAGUAGGUACAGUGUUUGCAGCGUUGUUCGAUCAUUGCAAGAUCAUAGGAGUUUAUUGUGUAUAUCAAAUAGCUAUAUUUAUCUCACACGUUUUACCGCUUCCCCAUUGUGAGCACACCUUGCACUGGGAAUGAUGGACUUUUUCCAGACAGAAUUGUUCAAGUGGCGAAGAAUGAAACGAAUUGUGACGCGGAGGGAAAGAAACAGACGCGAUGAACGUCCGUAUUUGCGAACAGACGUCGACGAUGUUGGAGAAUAUUAAACUUUGGAAGGGAGGUUUCAAACGCGUUUCAAAAAUUUAAAAAAUUCCAAAAUUUUGAUAAGAAGAGUACGACAAAUUGGAGAUCCUUUUGUACAAGAUUUCGAUUCUCUUUUAAAGAGAUGAGAUGAUGCUCUUUUAAAGAGUUUCUCUUUUAAACAGCUUUAAUCAUUCAUUCAAAUUUCUGGUACAAGUAUGAUCAACAUUUUCGACGUUGUUUCUUAUCAUCACGUGUCACAAUAAUUCCUGCAUUAAGGUUCUUCGUCACUGAUUGCCCCUUUAUGUGUUUAUCCAUUUGCCAUUUCUUUUACGAGACAUUGAUGUUUUGCGCGCCGUGCAUAAAAAAUUAGCGAAACGGGAAUGGCCCAUGGAGCUUAUAAGUAGAUCACCACGAUCUGGCCGCAUGCCCAUCUGAGAACAACAUCGUGAGAAAAGCAACGACUGGAGCCGGCGAGGAUCGACACCAGCAGAUUUUUCGAGUUGUUCUACGUUUUUCCAGUUGUUGGAAUCGAGCGCGUGUAACUUUCUCGAUCAAUACGUUUCUCGAUCAAGUUUCGAUUCAACAUCUGUUCAUUUUAACUAUUCGAAUAUUUUUCAUCUCGUCUCAACAAUCUUUAAUAAGUAUUGCAAUUAUUAUAUCUACUUCUUAUUUCGAUAUCUUAAAAUCUCAACAAAGAAUUGAUAUAUUUUAAUUUGAUAACAGUUAAAGAAAUCAAGAUCGAUUAAUAAUUGACUCAAGUGUUUUAAUUCAAUAAUGACGAAUUGAUCGUGGAACGGCACACGCGCACGGUACGACACGGUAGUAUUAGUGAGUUCUGCAACUACAUAUCUAACAAAAGCGUUUCCACACGUAGAAGGAAGAGAAGUUCGAGCAUGGAACUGUAGCACUUUUCAGUAACAGUGUGGUUUGAAAGUCACGGCAGAGGAAACUUAAACGACAACCCCUCCCCAUGGACGUGAAACCUUUGCUCAAUCGAAAUUGUCCAGACCUAUCGUCGUCAUGUAUCGCCCCUCGCCCCUUAUUUUCCUCUGUCCCGCGACUUUCGUGUCGCAACGCAGUAAAACACCUUGCAUGACACUUGCAUGAAUCUGUUAUUAGUGAUUCUGCGAAAAAUCUGGGUAUCCCGUAGUCGUUGCUUCCAAUAGGAAACAGACAUUUCCAAACUCUCUUUCAUUUUCGAGAAAAUAAUCAUGAAAAAUUAACAACGAUAUAUAUAUAUAUAUAUAUAUAAAUAUAUAUGUCGAAUAUCAGAGAUAUAUCAGAGAUAUCAGAUUUGUCUGUAUCCCCGACGAGGCCCGGCUCCGAAACAGAACAACCCUCUGUAACACAAAAACCUUCCACCCCGACGAAUGCAACGCGAGGCAGAUCGAACUAACGGAAAAAGCACAACGUGGGCCUUCAGCUUCGAUCGUGCCACGCCAUCGUUUUAAUCGAAUAAGCGGAAGUGAGGGGCGGCGCGCUUUCAGGCUUUCCGGAAGUCGGGUUGUAAAGGGUCCUUGUAUCGCGCCAUGACUCCAUUAUUAUGCAGCGCACGCAGCGAAGAGCUCGAUCGACGAAAAGAAAGACGACCAAGGACUCGUUCGAUUUUUUCGAAUCGAGAUCAGCUUUAAGACCCACGCCAAUCGUCCGAAAGGCGAUUACGGUUACAUAUCUUGCUGUUUCCAGGAUAUGGCUGGCACGGCCAAGUUGAACGCGCAUGUCCUCACAGAGAGGCUUCCUGUGUGUGAAGCCUCUUGCCAAACAAGCUUCGGUGCUUGCUUGAGUUAAAAGCGAGCUAACCGGUGUUUCUCUGGCAAGCCAUGCGGCUCGUGUCGCGUCAUUUGUUCAUUGUCGCACGCGCGGCUGCGAGGCUACCUUCUCUACUCUCUAUUAUUCUCUAUUCUCUACAAUUUUUAAUUUCACUUAUGCGUUUCUCUUCUAUCCGUCUGCCCCUUUUUAUUUCCAGUUUGUCAUUGCGCGACCGAUCCACUAGCAUCUUCUAUGGAUUGGAGCGAAUAUGGAAGAUCGAAGAUGAUUGUGUUGAGAAUGUGUAAGAAUCUGGUAAGGGAGGUAUUGGUCUGGUUGAAACGCAGAGAACCGUACCGAUAUAUAUUUUUCUUUCUUUCUGUGCGUAAAGAGAAUUUCUUUUCUUUUCUCCUCCAAUUUGAAACGAAUUCUUUCCCCCUCUUCCCCAAUCCGAUUUUCUAAUUUGAUUUUCGUAUUAUCAAGAUUAAAAAAAAAAAAAAUGCGAAAGCAUGAUGAAGUAGAAAAGAAUGCGACAGGCAGGAGAGGGGAGCAGCAAUGACAACACUGACGUCAGCAUGUGACACGAGUGAAUCUCCAUUUUUAAGUUUGGCCUCGCAGCUGGAAAGUAUCCACGUAACGCUACCGAUACAACUAUAUAUACUACCAUGCGAAGUAAUGGCGGAUGCGCUGAGCCGAAUCUUAAACAGCUCGAUCGAACUUGAACUGGAUUCUAAAUAAUUAGAAUUCUAUUUUAUUUAGACGAAUGAAAUAAAUUUCUUUUCUUUUUUUUUUUUUUUCGUACAGUUUUUCUUUGUAACUUCUAACAAUGAAUACUUUUAACAAUGUUUCAGAACGUCAGGCAUCAGAGUUCCGUUCACCUCGAUCGAGACUGUUUCAGUUUUCGGCAAUGAGAACAAAAAAAUGACACAAUGGGAUCGAUACUUUUUUUUUUACCCGCCUGUUUACACGAAAAGCUAAUAAUCCAAGUGCUUGCAUAAGAAUCGAGGUGAUAUCAUUUUAUUCGAUGUACACACACAAAAAUUUGUCUCUGUUCAAAGAUCGAUGUGUUACGAUUGCGCCAAGAUAAGAUGCCAAUCUUAUAUAUCACAUACGCUCUGAAACACUUUUUAUCUCGAUGUUUUGAUGAUGAACAUUGGCCAUAAAUUGAAUGACGUAUGAUCAAUAUAUAUAUAUUUUACGAUGCAAGUGUCAACAAUCCUCCCUUAUGUCUCUCCACGUGUAUCGAUGUGUAUCGAUUUUGUGAUGAUCGUUGCCCCGAAAUGUUUAUUUAUUUUUUAUUUUUUUCUUUAUCACUUGUUGGCUCUUCGUUCAUGUAUCAGUUCAGUUGAUUUUAUUAAAAAAAAAAAGAUUUGA
Messenger RNA from Apis laboriosa (Himalayan honeybee), 5791 nucleotides. It is a transcript of the gene qvr, whose product is annotated as protein quiver. The transcript has 6 exons. The record is from RefSeq and is a predicted model, not a curated record. Bases 863 to 1339 code for a protein of 158 amino acids. Gene Ontology annotation, biological process: positive regulation of voltage-gated potassium channel activity; regulation of synaptic transmission, cholinergic; sleep. NCBI's taxonomy places the organism in Eukaryota, Metazoa, Arthropoda, Insecta, Hymenoptera, Apidae.